Physella acuta is the source of this 2808-nucleotide messenger RNA. RefSeq lists its product as uncharacterized. The record is from RefSeq and is a predicted model, not a curated record. Gene Ontology annotation, cellular component: plasma membrane. Lineage: Eukaryota; Metazoa; Mollusca; Gastropoda; Physidae.
AUGUUUACAGUAACUUGCCCCGAAUCCUGGCUAGAAGUUGAAGGUCAGUGCUACAGGUUCUUCCAGGAAACGAUAGUUGACCCAGCUGCUAUGUGCUCGUCCAUUGGUGGACAUCUCGCCGUGUACGAGACCCAAGACGAGGCUGAAAACCUGCUGGCGGUCAUACAGGACACACCCAUGUUGGCUGGCGUGAGUAGUUGGAUAUUUGGACUAUUUCAACACCGGAACAUGUCGUCCAAACUUCGCUACAACAACGGAGCCUACGUCAAUGACAGCCUGCGACUAGAGCUUGACAACUAUGUGACCAACUGCUUCGCCCAUGCCAAAAACGAUUCUAAAAUAAUCAGCGGAGUCGCGUGUGGAAAGGCGUCCUACAUUUGUGAGAGGGAUGCUGGCUACAAGGGCUGUUACAACAUCACCAGUGAAGUUCAGAUAACUCUGGCCAACUACCAAGACCUCACCCUGACCCAGUGUUUUGAGACCUGCAAAGGGGCAGGCAAGACUUUGGCUGGUGUAGUUGGGAUGACUGCCUGUUACUGUAUUGGUAAUGAAACCAUUGUAAAGGCGGGGGCUGAUUCCUUGUGCAACAGAACCUGCGGCUUCCAUCAGAACUGUGGCGCCCUCAAGGAUUACAUGUCUGUUUAUAAACUAGAUUACAAAAGAAAUGCUUCCACUUGUGAAGAGCUAUUUAAUCAAGGGGUGCUACUCUCUGGACUCUACACUUUAGGGAGUGGCCUCAGCACUUGGUGUGGCAUGAAAGAUUCUCUCUACUUGAGGCAGCAAUUUGAACUCUGGCAUAACAACGCCCCCAGCGCAAUCAACUUCUCAGAUUACUCUUGGAACAGAGUUGGUGUAGAGGAUAGCGUCUUUGCUGUUGAUACUGUUAAGAAUUCACAGGCCAGCACUUUAUGGCAGCGGUGUAAUGGUCUGUUUCAACCUUCAAGUAUUGUGGCAACUCUCAGGGCUGCUAGUGCAAGGGAGUUAAUCACUGAUGUCUUAAAAUUUUGUUCUUGGGUGGGAGGCGGCUGUGGGAGGAGGCUGUGGGAGGAGCCUGUGGCAGGCUGUGGGAGGAGGCUGGGGGAGGAGGCUGGGGGAGGAGGCUGUGGGAGGAGGCUGUGGAACCUGGACUAUCCUGUAAGUGUGCCGGCGUAUAUUGGACUGAUGGACCAGUUUUAUAUGGGGCUCUACACCUGGUCAGAUGGGAGUCUGUUUCAUUUAUCAGAUGUCAAUGUGACUGAAGUUCCAGCAACUGUCUUCUCCACUGCCAGUUUGUCCAUCUAUGUCCAAAUCACUGCCAAUGGAAGUUUUAAAGGCCAAAAUGGAAUAAUCUUAGAACAUGCAGUCUGCCAGAGAGAUACAUCUUACUUGGGUUGUCUGAAAACCUUGACCUUGUUAGCUGACAGUGUUUACACGUUGAAGGACUACUCCUCCAUGAGUAUGACCUUGUGCAGACAGCUGUGUCAGGCAAAACCAAUGAGCCACUUGUUCAUCUCCGCCACUGACUGCAUAUGCUAUGACCCACAAUCCUCUCCUGAUGUAAUGUCCCUGUUUGUAAAUUCAAGUGAUGCCCUGUGUGAUGUCCCUUGUCCUGGCAACAAGCUCCAGAAAUGUGGCGGUGUCGGAUACUUCAGACAUCACACUUUUGAGCAAGACAUAGCAGAGACCUGUCAGGUGCUAUACGACAACUUUGUCACCAUACCUGCCACCUACAAGAUUAAUGGAUCUGAUGAACAUUGUGGGAUUGACGAUUUGUCAGUGAAGUGUCCUCCUGGCUUUAUAGCCAAAGAAAGAAAAUGUUAUCGCUUCUACAGACAGAGUGACAAAAAUGUCAACACAGCCACACAGGUGUGUCAGGCUCAGGGCUCCUACCUGGCUUCACCUGCCAAUCAAACUGAGCUCAACAACCUGUUGUCACUUCUCCAGUCCUUCUCAUCAUUUCGUACAGCUGAGCUAUGGAUGGUGGGAUAUUUUAGUACUUUCCUAAAUGGAAAAUUUGCAACUGCCCUGGGACAAAUGAUUUCUGUGGAUGAUCCGAUCAUUGCCAAUCUAAAUUUAGCCAGCAAGAACAUCAUGUUGAACAUCACUUCAGGCACUUUGGUUGGUUCUUCUGCUACCCCAAACCUGCCAUUUAUUUGUGAAUACAGUCAAGGUAAUUUUAAAAUUAUGUGGGUUUAUGCUACCACAAACCUGCCAUUUAUUUGUGAAUACAGUCAAGAUGUGAGUGGAUGUGGGACAGUCAGCAGCACGUCAGGCAUGUCCUAUCUGAACCUGACCUCUGGCAUGAGUGUCCAGCAAUGUGUCUCCUACUGCCUGGGGUUGAACCAAAACAGAAGCUACGCGCUGGUCAGAGUUGGCGACUGUUUUUGUGCUGACAAGCUGCAGGUCCAAAUUUUAAGCAACCGGGCUCUGUGCAGCAGGCCCUGCUCUGGGCAGUUCAUGCAGCUGUGUGGGUCGACCUUAUCAAACACGUACUCCGUGUAUGAUCUCAGGCAGUAUCAACCUGAACACACCCAGCACAGUUGUGAUGACCUCUUGGGCUAUGGAGUUGUGCAGCCUGCGACUUAUCUGGUGGCUGACUCGCAAUAUGUCACGUGUUUUAAGUACAGUUUGAAAAGUGACCUUAUCCUAACUGGCGCCUCAGCGGCAGACAUUCUCACAUCAGCUGGUGUGAGCUCAGCACUUUCUGCCCUAAUGAAUCUCAAGAAGUUGACCUAUGGUGGCUGGUUAGGAACAAACACAAGUAAUGUGUUUAUACAGUUUACCUUGCUUGACUACUUUGUUGUUGAAGGCUUGGUAAUCAGAGAGUAA